Messenger RNA from Arctia plantaginis, 243 nucleotides. NCBI's taxonomy places the organism in Eukaryota, Metazoa, Arthropoda, Insecta, Lepidoptera, Erebidae. The record is from the annotation of a GenBank genome assembly.
AUGGUUGAGUACGAGGUGUCCGGCGACGAGCCGCCAGCCGGGAGUGCACCCGGAGGUACCGCGGAGCCGACGCGGGGCGGGGACUCAAUCGACGGUUACACUAACAACGAACAACAAUCUCUGCGCCGACAGUGCACUCUCUCACAAGCGCGCGCGUCACAUGACUGCUGGCCGCGCGCCGCGCCCCUCCACCACCACCCGCACCGGCCUGCGCACUUAAUUGCUUCAUUUAAACACACGUAA